UUUGUAUUUAUAUGACACAGUUUCUUUAUCCUAAAUGUUCAGUUCAUUCUCAUUAAUUCCCAUAAAUUCCCAUGGAUCAGCAUGCAGUUUGUGCGUUCUCUAUUGACAUUUUCAUGACAAAAUGGAAAUAACUCACUGUAAAGAAUAAGCACAAAAAAGUGUAGUUAUAGUUCAACAUUAUUCAUCUAAAAAUGUCUCUAGGAUGUACAAAAACACAUUAUACAUUAGUGGCAGUGAAGUAGUUUAGUUAUAAUAAUGAUACUUAUAAUAAUUCAUUGCAAUCAGCAUUCUUUAUCUUAUUUUGGGCGGGUUUUUUUUACUAUUUUUACUAUUUAACUUGUUUUUAUUGUGUUUUAUUUCAUUCUAUUUUCAGCAUAUACAGCACUUCUGUUUAAUGAGCCAUAUAGAUAAACUGUGACCUUGAGUUUGACCUUGACUGUCAGCUGUUUAGAUCAUGCCUGAGUUGUGCAACAUUUGGAAGCCAAAAACCCCUCGGCUUCAACUGCUUUUCACCCGCUCCUCGAAAGCAGCAGGAGCCUGUCGCCAUCUAGUGGUCGGGGUGAGAAGUGAAACACAGGUGAUGGAAGCGGUGGUGAUUGCAGACACUGGCUCCACCUGUUCACAGACAGGAGGCGAGUGUGGAUGAAACACACAAACAGUAGAGCUCUGAUGUUUGGAAUCACAUCCCAACAAAGGCUUUCCCUGAUGGACGUGACAAAGCGCCUUGAUUUUUCUGGUGAAGAUUUGAGUUUGGAUCAUGAGCCUAACAUGGAGGCAGUUCCCAAAGAGAAAAAAGACACUGAUAAGAGGAGGACGUUUGAUUUGGACGCCACUGAGACAAAAACGGAGCCGGCGUGCACUGACUCCAUGCUGAAAGGGAUGAAAGGUUAUGAGCCGACACCAGCUGACUUGGAGUUCAUAAACAAGAUGAAGGAAGAGAAACUGCUCAAACACAUGCAGGAAGAGCUGCUGGAGGUGCAGAGGUUAUUGAAAAGGGAGGAGAUGGCGUUGGAGCUCGCGUGCGCUUCCAGAGACAAAGUGAAGGCUGAACUCAACAAGUUCCCAUCCUGCGAAGAGCUCAGCGAGUGGAUAAUGGUCGUCCUCAAAAUAACAAGGCCGUUGUUGGACUUGACAGACCUGGACACCAAGGAUCUCCUCGCCCUGGUGACGGAGGAAGACGUCCAGACAGCCAUGGACGAGACGAGGUACCAGAUCAAGCAGAAGGAGAGGAUCCUGACAAACAGGAGGAAAAACGAGGCCAAAGGAAAUGGGCGGCUUGAAAAAGUGAUUGCAACCGAGCAGCUGAAAAUACAGAAGAUGAUGACGCAGUUGUCUGAUCUGACGUCUGAACUCGCCCGACAAGAGGAAAUUUAUAAAGCUCUUCAGACGCAGAUCGAGACUAGCAAAGGCAACAAAGUGGAAGCAAAAGUAGAAGACACCUCUGAGGUUAAAAGUGAAGGGAAACAACAAAGGAAACCAAGAAAGAAGACCAAGGAAAAGUUGCCAGAUGCCAAAAACGAAAGGAAAUCCAACAGAAGCAAACGUGCAGAUGUUAAAACAGAAAAUCAGGCUGUUAAAGAUGACACAAAUGAAACUCCAUUAACAACUCCGUCAACAACUGUGCAAACAAAAUCCCGGUCUCUGAAAGCAGCCAAAGGGCCUCAAAGGAAAGUUCAGGAACAAGAAGCUAAAUCCCAAGAGUCUGUUCAAGCUGUGAGAGGAAGACCAAAACCUGCAGAAACUAAAGUGAAAAGUGUGGACGUUCAGUCCAGCAAGCCCCUGCAGGCUGCACCGUCGCGCAGAAGAGGGAAAGCUGCUGUUGCUGCUGCUGCUCCUCCUCCUCCUCCACGUGAUGAUGGAGAGGAGGCACAGAGCGCUGGUCUUAGGAGAUCCAAGAGGAUAGCAAACAAGAGAAGUGGGCUUUGAGAUGACACACAUGCCGGCAGCCAGUGGGAAAAAGUCACUGUUCCCAAGCAGCACAAGCUCCCACUACCGUCCUGAUGUUCUUAGCGCAGG
Molecule: messenger RNA, 2016 nt
Organism: Solea senegalensis (Senegalese sole)
Lineage: Eukaryota; Metazoa; Chordata; Actinopteri; Pleuronectiformes; Soleidae
Exons: 10
Coding region: 643-1926 (427 amino acids)
Source: RefSeq, a predicted model, not a curated record